This is a messenger RNA of Photinus pyralis (common eastern firefly), 1572 nucleotides long. It is a transcript of the gene Ucp4A, whose product is annotated as mitochondrial uncoupling protein 4. Bases 151 to 1131 code for a protein of 326 amino acids. Gene Ontology annotation, cellular component: mitochondrial membrane. Lineage: Eukaryota; Metazoa; Arthropoda; Insecta; Coleoptera; Lampyridae. Gene Ontology annotation, biological process: mitochondrial transport; response to cold. The record is from RefSeq and is a predicted model, not a curated record. The transcript has 7 exons.
UAAUUGUUAACCCCAACUACUUUCCUACGCAGCGACGUUGUCAAGUCUAACACAUGUGCAGAAUGUGACAUUUGGAAGUACUCGUACUUCUACCCCUUUUUCGAUUCGUUUGACUUAAAUUUAAUUAUGAAACGAUUAACGGAGUGAGAGAUGCCUCAAACUUCACCACCUCACGAAGAGAUUCAUGCCAUAAAAGUAGUUCCUGUUAUUCGCACCGAUUCGUUAUGGGUCUCGUACAUUGUAUCCGUCAUGGCAGCAUGGGUUGCCGAAUUCGUGACAUAUCCCUUAGAUUUAACAAAAACACGACUUCAAAUACAAGGUGAAGCGAGCAAAGCGGGAUCGCAAAAUGCCUCUCCCCAUUAUAGGGGAAUGCUACGAACCGCUUUCGGUAUCGUUAAGGAGGAGGGGCCGUUUAAGUUAUGGCAAGGGAUGAGCGCCGGCCUAACUCGUCACGUCAUCUAUUCGGGCACGCGUAUGGUCGCCUUCCAGUUUAUGCGGGACGACAUUUUCAAGAAGAAGCCCAACGAGCACUUCUCCUUGUACAAGUCUGCAUUUUGUGGUAUAUGUUCGGGCGCUUUCGCUCAGUACAUAUCGAGUCCGACUGAUCUUCUAAAGGUGCAACUGCAAAUGGAGGGCAAAAGGAAGUUGAUGGGGUUGCCGCCGCGUGUUAGUAGUAUGAGCGACGCAUUUGUGAAAAUUGUGAAAAGCUCGGGUUAUCGAGGAUUAUGGAAAGGUUCUGUACCAAAUGUACAACGAGCAGCUUUAGUCAAUUUGGGUGAUCUCACUACGUACGAUUAUGCCAAACGGUUCAUUUUAAUGAACACUACGUGGAAGGAUAAUCAUUUUGUUCACGUUCUGUCGAGUUUUUGUGCAGGGUUCGUUGCCGCAUCCAUGGGGACGCCAGCUGAUGUCAUUAAAACGCGUGUUAUGAAUCAGCCCAUCGACAGCGAGGGCCGAGGUACGUUGUACAAGUCGUCCAUUGACUGUUUAAUCAAAACAACGAAGGCUGAGGGAUUUGGAGCUUUGUAUAAAGGAUUCUUCCCAAUCUGGUUACGAAUGGCGCCGUGGUCUCUAACAUUUUGGCUCUCGUACGAAGAAGUUAUGUUUACAAUACGCACAAACAAUCUUUAGUUUAAAUUUCCAGUUAAUUUGUAUCUGUGAUAAAAUUGCGCAAAUUUGUUUGUACAAGUUUAUGUUAUUACCACCAUGUACUUAGUUUAUAAGAUUUAAUUUCGAAAAUAAUUUUAUUUUUAAUUGUUAAACUUACACUUGUUAACAUCACCUAUCUCAGAUUGAAAUGAGUUUAUCACAGAUAAUUUAGGAUUAUUUUUAGCCGAAGAUCGCAGGUUGUGGUGUCACGUUUACCGAGUGUAUCUGGUUCAUAUUAUUUACCAUUAUAGUUAGGUGUAUCUGUGUAUGCUCAAUAGUACCAUUAGGUCGUGUUACCUCAGCAUUGCAUGCAAUCUGCAAUGCUUGUAGCGAGCCAUAUAUAGACUGCUCAAAGAUAGAGUUUAGACAAUUACUGUAUUAAUGAAAAUGACUUCUAUUUAUUCGUUUUAUAUUUACAUAAUU